This is a messenger RNA of Dinoponera quadriceps, 6613 nucleotides long. It is a transcript of the gene DNApol-zeta, whose product is annotated as DNA polymerase zeta catalytic subunit. The coding region runs from base 640 to 6537 and encodes 1965 amino acids. NCBI's taxonomy places the organism in Eukaryota, Metazoa, Arthropoda, Insecta, Hymenoptera, Formicidae. Gene Ontology annotation, molecular function: DNA-directed DNA polymerase activity; DNA binding; nucleotide binding. The record is from RefSeq and is a predicted model, not a curated record. Gene Ontology annotation, cellular component: nucleus; zeta DNA polymerase complex. The transcript is spliced from 18 exons. Gene Ontology annotation, biological process: error-prone translesion synthesis; double-strand break repair via homologous recombination.
UGACAACGUCAGAUGGCGUCUGGCAACACUUACUGCUACCAAGGCCAGAAAUAUAAAUAGCUACCUACAUACAAUAUCUUUUAAAUCGUCAAUAUGUUUUAAGACUUCAGCAAGAUAGUUUGAGAUUAACAUUGAAUUUGGGUAAUCAAUGCAAAGUUAACUGAACUCAAAUUUAAUGAACUUUGCACUGAUUGGUCAAAUUUCAAUUCAAUCACAAUCCCCAAUCCUAGUAUGAUACGGGCUUUAAUGCUCUUGUUUUACCUAAAUGUCGGCCCACAAUAGGUAUUUUAAGCCUUAAUCCUUAAGAAAUUGACCAAUCACAGUCAAAUGUGAAGAGAAUAAUUAAUUGUGGGCAAACUUGUGGACGCUAUCUUAUGCACCAGUUCAGCAGUGCAGCUAAAACGAAUAGGAUUGCUUCUAAUUUAGUUCUUGUGCAAUUUAGCCAUAAAGAACAAACCUUUCAUGCAUGGCUAUAGUUUUAGAUGGCGCUGGUAGUUUUCAGCCGCGGUAAUUUCAUAUGGCGUGUGUCUGUGUGUCUAACGACACUGCGGAUCAGUUGAUAUUUACUCGUCAGCAGUAUGAACGUUAAUGAUGGUUAACGUUUUAUUCUCCAGUUUAUUAUGAAUAUUGUUUAAUAGCAUGUUUUCUAUUACUCUGAUAAACAUUGAUAGUUACCAAGCGUCUCCGAUACCCGAGCUCGACGUGACAUUCUCGGAAUUUCGUGGAUCGGAAGUAAAAAAGGUGCCGGUAAUCAGGAUAUUCGGGUCUACCGCUACCGGUAAAAAAACGUGUUUGCAUGUUCACGGUGUAUUUCCAUACCUGUACGUACCAUGCACGGUUCAGGAGAAUACGGAUAGUUUUGCGUAUCGACUGGCCGCGUCGAUUGAUUCUGCCUUGAAUACGUCUUUCGGUUGUACGCUAUCUACCAAUCAACAUGUCUAUAAAAUUCAACGAGUGUCUGGAAUACCUUUUUAUGGAUAUCACAAUAAGAAACACUUGUUCUUUAAGAUAUAUCUUUAUAAUCCUGCUAUAAUUAAAAGAACAGCAGAUUUGUUGCAGAAUGAUAUCAUCCUCAAUCAACAUUUUCAACCAUAUGAGGCACAUAUUCCCUAUAUUCUCCAGUUUAUGAUAGAUUACAACCUCUAUGGUAUGAACUUGAUCAAUUUAAACAAUAUAAAAUACAGACAUUCCUUGCAAAGAUGCACAACAGCAGAGAGUCAAAGCAAGAGUUUGACGGAUAUGUUAGACUCGCAGAUUUACCUGCCAAUAUCUGUCGCAAGACAGAGCAUGUGCGAAUUGGAAGUAGAUACACAUGCUUCGGACAUCCUGAAUAGACGGAGUAUCACCGACAAGAUGGAGCUGAAUCCUGGCCUCGCUGGUAUCUGGGAGGAGGAGAGAGCAAGAAGGGCGGCAGUUGGUUUGGAAAAUGCAAAAUCACAAUUGUUAUAUCCUAAGACACCCAGUAAGAUUAUUCUUCCUCCAACCAGCAAUGAUAUCUAUCAAGAGGGCCGAUUGUUAAAACGAUUGAUCGCUAUAUCACAAAGUGAUGAGACUAUUUCAUCAGAUACAAACGUGUCUUCGUAUCCUAUUGAAGUGGAAGACGACGAACCUGUCUUGAAUGCCUCUCACGUUUUGAGUCAUGAACUUCCUAUAUCCGAAGAGAACAUCGAAAGAACAGUCUCUGAUGACAAUCAAUUGUUGCGAUCAAAUUCAUAUUUAGAAGCGAAUCGGAGUCAAAAUUCUGUAACAGACAGCUUUUUGGACGCGGAUGACUUGCAAUUGGUGGAAAUGUUGGCUGAUUUAGCGGGGGAGAAUGAAAUUGCGAAUGAUGUGGACAACGAUAGUGUCCUCGGUUCUCAGUAUUCUAUGCUCAGCGAGCCGGCUAAAAAUGAUCAGGAGGAGGAAGAAGAAGAGGCCGAGGACCUGAAUAUCACGAGUUUGGACUUAGGCAGUGUAGGUUCUUGGGAAUUGGCGCACAAAAGGUCCGAUCAGUGCGAUAACGCGGCAAAAGCUGAGCAUGACGUGAACAAUCGUGCAUCUCCGGACGUAAGUUCCGAGGACAUCGCACUUACCGAUCUCCCACAAUUGGACGGGGUUGACGAUCUGUGUGGAAGCGCGUCAGAUCACGAGGAGGAAAUUAUAAGUCGCCCGGAUGAUGCAACAUGCCGCACUGCGAUUCCACAUUCGUCCACAGGUACGAAACACGACUCCUGCGAGAAAUUUACGUUACCGAGCGUCGAUGGAGCUACUGCGAGCGAUCCCAGCGAUUCCGAGGACGAAGUUGACGUCACUGUUGACAGACGGGAAGAGCGUGUAUGCGUUUUUAAGUCCGGCAGAAAGAAUACGCCGGGGAAGAGGAAACGGGACGACGAUGACGAUUCCGAGUCACCCGAUAAACGGAGAAACACGGACGCGAAGACACCCGGAAGAAGAGCGUUCUACAAUUCUCCGAGCAAGGCUCAUCGAAGCCCAUCACGGAAUUACUCGCCCCUCGACAUUACCAUCACGUCCCCGAGAACCGGUAGAAGUCCCGUCGAACAGUGUGAAUCUCCUAAGAGGAGGCAGUGUAUGCCGACGUCGGAUGUUCCUUCCACUUCUAAGACGCCGAAGCGCAAUACGCAACUGUUGCGUUUGAGCUUGCUCCGUGAAAAGCGCACAGGUCUUCCAAACUCGGAAAAUUCGGAAAAUAACGUCAGCACUGAUAAUGUUCGCGAGGAUCCAGUGAUUAACAUGACAGAUACUGUCCGGGCUGCUGAUGAUGCAAAUACACAAGCUAGCGGAAGGAAAACUCGGGAACCGGAGGGGGAUCGCGAGGACCGGAGAGCAAGAGGCGGCGGAGAUCCAUUGAUUCCGGGAAGCACGUUGGUUCGUAAAAGAUUAUACUUCUCGAGCAACGACGAGGUGGAAAACACUGUCACAGGGUCUGAGGGUCAGCCUAGAAGUUCGAUCGCACUCGGCCGCUUGGUCGACGAAGCGGACGCGACUAUAUUUUCGUCCGGCAACGAUGAAGACACCCUCGUGAGCAGUCAGCAUACGCAGAUCAGUAACGACACGACGUCUCCCGAAAGGGGCGACGCGUCAGGUAUAAGCAACGCGAGAAAGCGAUUCGGGAGGCAUCUCGUUAACGACGUUAUUCCCGAAACCGACGAGGACGAGGACGCGUGCGACACGACGUUUACCCAACACGUCAGCCAGAAGACGCGGAGCCAGACCCCGUCAUCGUCACGAAGAAGCGCUCGAUCGUCGAGCGAUCGUCGCGCGUUGAUCACGAUCACCACGAAGCACAGACCUCCGGAUCCCGGGAGGAUCGCGGAAAGUAUGGAGUCGUACGGCAUCCCGAGGUGCAGGGCGGAGCGGCCGUUCUUCGGCGACAAGGUCGACCUCGCGCGGCACAGGGAGUCCGCGAGCACGUCGAGCUUCGACGUGCCGGCGUUCAAGUCCAGCCUGGAAGACGUCACCGGCAUCGGACGGUGGCGGCGAAUGAAGGUGAACGAAUUCCACCCGUCCGGCGCGAGCAUCAAAACGUCCCGCUUGAAACAGACCCUCGCGGGAUACGGUUUGCUGACGAUCAGACCGCUCGCCGCGCCACCGUCUGUCAGAGAUGUCGGGAACUGGGUGAAGGCUAAGGAGUACCUGUCGAAAAAAGCCGACGCCGCGAAAUCGUGCGGACGAAGGGCGCAGGAGGGAAAAGCGGGAGAUGCGCCGCCGAACGUGACGGUCACGAACGACGAGUCCCGGCCGGGAACUUCGAGGGAACUGCCGUCGAUGAGCGACACCUCGGCCGUAGAGAGAUCCGUUUCGUUACUCAGCGGGACGUCCGAUGACAGCAGGAGGUUCGAGUUCACGCAAAGCUCCAACAAUUCCCAGGACUCCGGGAGCGCCUUGAUGAAUCCCUCUCUGCGGAAGGCCCUGGAGAACCCGUUGCUGUACAAACCGAACGAGACCGAGCAACGUUUCUCGUACGGUCAGAUCGAACAUUCGUCCGGAAGGAGCUACGGCAACGUCUCGGCUGAGAAUCUCCAGAAUGCUCGAGCGGUGGCGGCCCACCAGUACCUGACGUUGAUGUCUCUCGAGGUGCACGUCGUCACCCGGGAGGACCUCCUUCCUAACCCGCAGUACGAUUCCAUCGCUGCGUUAUUUUAUGCGAUUCACAACGACAUUCCGACGGACGCGAGCGCGCUGAUAGAACACGCCGCUGUAAUUGUAAAUCCCCAUCCUGUGAGCGCGAGACUCAACAGAAUCCACUCCGCGAGCGCGAUGUGCUCUAUAUCGUACGUUGCGACGGAGCAGGAUGCGUUCGAUAAUCUCGUGAAACUGAUGGAGCAGUACAACCCGGACAUUCUGGUUGGCUGGGAGGUGGAAGCGCUCUCGUGGGGCUACGUUUUCCAGAGAGCAUUUCACCUGGCUCUCUACGGCUUUCCAUGGAAGAUCUCGAAGGUGCCUUAUGUACAGAUACCCUCCGGCAAGCCCGACGCAUCGCACACGCUUGAGAAGGACGAGAUCAAAGUACCCGGUCGCAUUAUUCUGGAUGUUUGGAGAAUCAUGAGACACGAGGCAGCCCUGCUGACGUACACCUUCGAGAAUGUCGUGCAUCACGUUUUACACGAGAGGAUCCCAUGCCCUUCCUUCAGAACGCUGUCCACUUGGUGGAAACAUGAGAGCGUAAUAAUGAGGUGCAGAGUUAUAAGUCACUACGUUAUCAGAGUUCGGGGCACUCUCAAGAUCCUGAGUCACUUGGAUAUCAUAGGUCGCACGUGCGAACACGCCCGGCUCUUCGGCAUACAGUUCUACGAGGUCUUCUCGCGCGGCUCGCAGUUCCGCGUGGAAUCUAUGAUGCUCAGAUUAGCGAAGCCUAUGAAUUACAUACCGGUCUCACCGUCCAUGCAUCAAAGAGCCAGGAUGCGAGCGCCGGAAUGCGUGCCGUUGAUCAUGGAGCCCGAGUCCAAGUUUUACGUUGAGCCGUUGAUCGUGCUUGACUUUCAGAGCUUGUAUCCGAGCAUGAUCAUCGCUUACAAUUACUGCUUCUCCACGUGUCUAGGCAGAAUCGAACAUAUAGGCCAAUACGGGCCGUUCGACUUCGGUGCGGGGACAUUGAGGGUGAAGAAGAGCACGGCGUUGAAGCUGCAGGACAAGAUGAAUUUCUCACCCUGCGGCGUGGCCUUCGUGAAGAAGGAAGUGCGUCAGGGAAUAAUGCCGCGUAUGUUGAUGGAAAUCCUGAACACGCGUCUAAUGGUGAAGGAAUCUAUGAAGCUCCACCCGGCAGAAAAUCGCACGUUGCAGCGCGCUCUACAUUCGCAGCAGCUCGGUCUCAAGUUAAUCGCGAACGUCACCUACGGCUAUACGUCCGCGAAUUUCAGCGGUAGGAUGCCUUGUAUCGAGAUAGGAGAUAGCGUAGUCAGCAAAGGACGGGAGACAUUGGAGCGUGCGAUUAAACUGGUGGAAUCCACUCCGAAAUGGGGCGCUCGGGUGGUGUACGGCGAUACGGACUCCAUAUUCGUGCUGGUGCCCGGCAAGUCUAGAGACGAGGCCUUCGUCAUCGGCGAGGAGAUCGCGGACGCUGUCACCGCGGCCAAUCCCCCGCCCGUCAAGCUUAAAUUCGAGAAGGUUCUUCAGCCGUCCAUUCUCCAGACGAAGAAACGAUAUUGCGGAUACAUGUACGAGACGCGUGAUCAGGAGAAACCCGAGUUCCUGGAGAAGGGAAUCGAGACGGUUCGCAGAGACGGGUGUCCCGCGGUCGCUAAGAUACUGGAAAAGUCCUUGAAGAUCCUAUUCGACACAAAGGACAUCUCCCUGGUGAAGUCGCACAUUACCAAGCAGUUCGACAAGAUCCUGCGGCAACGCGUGUCCAUCCAGGAUCUGACGUUCGCCAGGGAGUUCCGCGGGAUGCACGGCUACAAGGCGAACGCUUGCGUGCCAGCGUUGGAGCUGACGCGCAGGCUGACCAGGAAGGAUCCGCGCGCUGUGCCGCGCACCAGCGAACGGGUGCGCUACGUCAUCGUCGCCGGCGCGCCGAAUCAGGCGCUCAUUCAGUGCGUACGCUCGCCGACGGAAGUGCUCGCCGACCCGGCGUUGAUGCCCAACUCCGUGUACUACAUCACAAAGGUCAUCAUGCCGCCCCUCAAUCGUUGCUUCAACUUAUUCGGAGUCGACGUCAACACCUGGUACAAGGAAAUGUCUCACCGGCAACGUUUCGACGACAUCGCCCACCUGGGAGGGGACUGUCCGAAAUCCAGCAUUCGUCAGUUCUUCCAGUCCGUCGCGUGCGUCACUUGCGGAGGACAGACGAGCAAAGGAGUGUGCGCGGAGUGCGCCUCGCAGCCAGGCCGGACUGUGCUGGUGCUUCUCGAGAAGAUAUGCCGGCUGGAGAGAACUCAUCGACAGAUCGCCGAUAUCUGUCGCUCGUGCACCGGACGAUCGGGUGACGUGGAGUGCGUCUCCUUGGACUGCCCCGUUCUGUAUCAGAUGGCUCAGGCUCGCAAGGAACUCGCGCGAGUUCCAUAUCUGAACGGUGUUGUGAGAGAGAUAGAGGAAUCUUAGAGGAAGAAUCAGACUCGACGAUGUAGAAUAUACAUAUGUAAUUAAUAAUAAUUCUUCAUCAUCUUUUUUUUUAUUA